AUGGCCUUCGAGGAGUGUUCUUUGACCAGUGAUGAUAUUGUGACGCUAGUUCUGACAGAUGGCGGUUCUGAUUCAUUCUCGAAGCGCGAGCUCGUACCAAGGGAGAUCCAGCGCUGGACCGCGAGGCUUUUACGCCCCGCCCUCGAGUUAACAGUUCGUGUUUUGCAGGAUGAGGAGAAAGUACAAGGCCAACGGUUGAGGCCGGAGCCUGCACCUGGCAAGCCCAAAAGCGCAUCAGGGCCAAAUACAAGUAAACGAGGCCGCAAACAAGCAAAAGGCCUUAUAGAAAUUGAGCCCGUAGUCGGAGCGAGGGAUUUUUACCCAGAAGACAUGGUCGUCAGAGAAUGGCUAUUCGAACAGUUUAGAAGCGUUGCCAGUUCCUUCUGCUUUCAACCGUACGAUGCGCCCAUCUUGGAGCCGGCAGAUUUGUAUUCUAGGAAGGCCGGAGAAGACAUCACGAAGCAAAUGUACACGUUCAAGGACAAGGAAGAUUACAACGUCACGCUGAGGCCAGAGAUGACCCCGUCUCUGGCCAGAAUGCUGUUGAAGCGCGGAAAGGCGAUUUUAUUUCCUAUUCGUUGGUACACAAUCGCUCAAUGUUGGAGGUUUGAGACAAUGACCUUAGGAAGGAAGAGAGAACAUUACCAGUGGAACAUGGAUAUAUUCGGCGUCAAGGCCGUCACGGCAGAAGUUGAAUUGUUGGCUGCCAUUACGUGUCUUCUUAGUAGACUUGGACUCUCUUCUAAAGACGUGGGCAUCAAGAUAAACAGCCGAAGGGUCCUUCAGCAAGUUCUGGAACCGUUGGGAGUGGUGGGAGAUAAGUUCGCCCCGGUUUGCGUUAUUGUAGACAAACUCGACAAAUUGACGCCGGAGCAGGUCCAUGCGGACUUGUGCGCUCUGGGAAUUGGACCCGAAGUAAUUCAAAAGAUAAAGGAAAUUUUGGACAUCAACAAUUUAGAACAACUCGAAUCGGUGCUCGGGAGCGAAAACGAAACAGUCCAAGAAUUGAAAAAAAUUUGGUCACUCGCCAAAGAUUACGGAUUCGAAGAUUGGCUCGUUUUCGAUGCGACCAUUGUCAGGGGUCUCGCCUAUUACACAGGCAUCGUUUUUGAAGUUUUCGACAGAGAAAAUAGCUUUAGAGCUAUUUGUGGCGGGGGCAGGUACGAUAAUCUGAUGACUACCUAUGGAUCGAAAGAAGACAUUUCAGCCGCCGGAUUCGGGUUCGGCGAUGUUGUCAUUCAGGAACUACUCAAAAAAAAAGGACUCAUCCCGGACCUGAGUAAGUCCGUUCAAGACGUGGUCGUGCCAUUUGACGAGAGUUUGCGGGGCGCCGCCUGCCAAGUGGCCUCAAAGUUGAGAGCAAAAGGACGCAAAGUUCAACUUCAAUUAAUUCCAAAGAAAAAAAUCACUUGGUAUUACGAAAUGGCGAGCCGUGUGAACGCAGAGUAUAUAUACCUGAUCGCCCCGGCGGAGUGGAAACAAGGAUGUGUCCGAGUUAAGUGUCUGUCCUUACCAGAAGACCAUCCAGACAAACAAAAAGAUGUUCAGUUUGCUGAUUUGUAAAACCACACAAUUCUCAUCGCAACUUCUCUCUCUGCAAAAAAUCUAUCGUUUCCACAAUUAAAAAAACACACUUUGAACAAAA
This is a messenger RNA of Schistocerca gregaria, 1645 nucleotides long. RefSeq lists its product as uncharacterized. The record is from RefSeq and is a predicted model, not a curated record. The transcript is spliced from 4 exons. Gene Ontology annotation, cellular component: cytoplasm. Gene Ontology annotation, biological process: histidyl-tRNA aminoacylation. The coding region runs from base 1 to 1563 and encodes 520 amino acids. NCBI's taxonomy places the organism in Eukaryota, Metazoa, Arthropoda, Insecta, Orthoptera, Acrididae. Gene Ontology annotation, molecular function: histidine-tRNA ligase activity; ATP binding.